This is a messenger RNA of Eucalyptus grandis, 1677 nucleotides long. Its product is annotated as TMV resistance protein N-like. The record is from RefSeq and is a predicted model, not a curated record. Gene Ontology annotation, biological process: defense response. The transcript has 3 exons. Gene Ontology annotation, molecular function: ADP binding. The coding region runs from base 1 to 1677 and encodes 558 amino acids. NCBI's taxonomy places the organism in Eukaryota, Viridiplantae, Streptophyta, Magnoliopsida, Myrtales, Myrtaceae.
AUGAUUGCAUGUUAUGCAUGUGGCAGCUUAGAUGAACUUAAGAUUCUCGUAGUCGAAGAGGUUUCUAGUUUGUUAUGGACGAGAAGGACAGAUGUGCCUGAUCAUUUGGUGGGAGUUAAGGGUCGAACGGAUGAGAUUAUGAAGCGGUUAGAUCUAGAAGCUUUUGAUGUACGGUUUAUUGUGAUUUAUGGUAUGGGUGGCAUCGGAAAGACGACACUGGCUGAGGCUGUCUUCAGACAAAUCUCCCCUCAAUUUCAGGGACAUUGCUGCUUUCUUAAAGAUGUUUGGACUCAUGAUAUAAUAAACUUACAAAAGAAAUUGUUGUUCGACAUUCUCCAUUUGAGUUGCACAGGCCUAUCCUUCAUCAAUGAAGGGGCUGAUAUGAUCAAGACAAGAUUUCAUGACAAUAAAGUUCUUAUUAUUCUUGAUGACAUCGACAAUCGAGACCAAAUCAUGAGACUUGCCGGCGAGCCCAACUGGUUUGGUGGGGGCAGUAGAAUCAUCAUAACAACUAGGAAUGUUGAAUUCCUUGUAAAUGAAUGUGAGGAUGACAAUGUCCCAUCCUCUAAUAGUGGACAAUUUUCAUUCUACAAUAUGCUGGAGAUGGAUUCGCAUGAUGCUCUUCAACUUUUUUGUGAGCGUGCCUUGGGAUGUGCCAAGCCUCCGUAUGAUUACAUGGUUAUUGCAAAUAAGCUAAUCAAUACACUCAGAGGACUUCCAUUGGCUCUCGAUGUUGUAGGUUCCACACUCCGCGGAAAAUCCCAAAAGACAUGGGAAAACACCCUAUAUAAGUUGAAUACUAUGAUGAGUGAGGAUGUAAAGAAGAAGUUGAUGAUAAGCUAUGAAGCAUUGGAUGCUAAGCAACAACAAAUUUAUCUUGAUAUCGCAUGUUUCUUCAUUGACAAAAAUAAAACAAUUGCAAUCAAAUAUUGGGACGCAGUCUUUGGGUAUCCCACCGAAAUCGAAGUCAAGAUCCUCACACGUAUGUCUCUAAUAAAAAUCUUGGACAACGAUAUUUUAUGGAUGCACGACCAACUUAGAGAUCUUGGAAGGGAUAUUGUCCACCCGGAAAGCUGCAACACACAUUUAAGGGGUAGCAGAUUGUGGUUACCCAAGGAUGCCUUCCAUAUAGUGCAGAGCAAAAAGGGAACUGAGAACAUAGUAGGGCUCAAUCUUGGCACGCUUGAAUCUGAUGCAACGUACAAAUUUAAACGUAAGGAAUUUGCGAGUUUGGUCAAUCUUAGGUUCCUUCAAUUGGACCAUGGAAACUUCAAAGGAGACUUUAAAGAUCUUUUAUCAGAGUUAAGAUUGCUCUCUUGGAGCAAUUGCCCUUCUGAAUUCCAAGCUACCAACUUUGGGUUGAAGAACUUAGUACUUGUCAUGCUUUUGGGGAAUAACAUUACUGAAGAUUUGGGAAGGAUGGUGUCAAAUCAUGGGGCGGUUCCGGCGUCAGUUGAGGCGGCCAAGGGCGAGGGGACUCCGGUGAGGCCGGAUGGUGGCCGGAGGAGGUCGGGCGGCGGCCGGAGGCGACUGAACGGGACUGAGCAGAGGCGAAACAGAGGCUGGACAGCAGCUCUGGACGUCGACCAAGCCAGGGACGACGCGGCUGAAGGCGGAGACGCGCAGGCGGCGCUUGGCGGCAACUUCAGCUGCGGUUGCUUGCUGCAGCGGCGAUGA